Molecule: messenger RNA, 2526 nt
Organism: Epinephelus fuscoguttatus (brown-marbled grouper)
Lineage: Eukaryota; Metazoa; Chordata; Actinopteri; Perciformes; Serranidae
Gene: ankrd10b
Product: ankyrin repeat domain 10b
Exons: 5
Coding region: 200-1204 (334 amino acids)
Molecular function (GO): protein binding
Source: RefSeq, a predicted model, not a curated record
ACGUUACUCAAGUUUCACUCCGACGCGUGCUCUCCUCUUCUCUGCCUGCUUUGUGUUGUCAGGCAGAAAGACACAGCAGCCAGGGUGGCGCGUGUCCUGAUACACAGGCACCCCGUCAUCGACCAGAGCUAAACAAUAGAUAGUCUUUUUUUGUUGUCCGUUUCAAAGUAGUUAGGUGUUAUUUAUAAUUUCUGCUACAAUGUCGGUGGGUGUGGAGUCUGGAUUCUCGAGCGAGGAAGUCUUGAACAGCCGCUUCCCUCUCCACCGGGCGUGCAGGGAUGGAGAUGUCGGUGCCUUGUGCUCCCUCCUUCAGUGCACCUCAAACCCGGCUGACCUCGCUGUGGAGGACACCUUCUACGGCUGGACGCCCAUACACUGGGCCGCUCACUUCGGAAAGUUGGAGUGUGUGAUGCGUCUGGUUCAGGUGGGCUGUGGUGUUAAUGCCAUGACCUCCAGGUUUGCACAGACGCCCACCCACAUUGCUGCAUUUGGGGGCCACCCUGAGUGCUUGUUAUGGCUACUCCAAGCUGGUGCAGAUAUUAACAGACAGGACUAUGUGGGUGAGUCGCCCAUCCACAAGGCUGCUCGUGCGGGCAGUCUGGAGUGUAUCAACGCUCUCUUGAUUCAGGGAGCGAAAGCUGAUAUGAGGAAUGCCAGUGGGCUGACUGCUGCUGACCUGGCCCACGCUCAGGGAUUCCAGGAGUGCGCUGAGAUUCUCUCCAAUGCCCAGAACUUCCAACAAAACAUGGCUCAGUCCCAUAACGGAGCUUUUCUGAAUGGCAUGACCCAGAAUGGGGGCCUCGCUCGCCCCACUAUCCAGGGACGCAGCUUCUUGAAUGGCGUGCCCAACAGAAAGAGGUCAUUCGAUGGCAUGGAGGCAAACCCAGUGAAGAAGGCUCGGCCUAACGGUCUGGGCAUGCCACCAGAAUUGCUGAAUGGGAAUGGGCCACUGGGUGGUGCUGGAGAGGCCCAGAUGGAAAGCAUGACCAUGGAGUUGGCAGCGACUGUAACCUCAGGUGGGCCAGGACCCUUUGCAUUUGGGCUGAAUGGGUUUGCACCACCACAAGGGCCGGGGCCCAUGGAUCAGUGUGAGGACCAGGGGGCACAGCACAGGUCGAGCCCUGCGACUAAAGAGCUGGAGGUCAUCACUGUGGCAUCAAUGCAGACCCCUUGUCGCUGCACCAACUCUUACGCCUACCUGUAGAGGGCUUGUGUGUGUAGGCACAUGUUAAUGUUCCCUUUUGUGCAGUAUAUCUUUUUGGUAUGGUCUGGCUGUUUUGUUUGCAUAACACAUGCAUAGAGGAAUACAUUUGUGUUGAUCUGGUGGUAAGCUACGUUUGAAAGAUGUAUAGCAGUUUGUGUGCCGUAUUUUCUACUUUUCCAUGUACCUAAUUAUACUCGGAUGGAUAAAAGCAUAGAGUUCUCUGUUAUACAGUUAUUAUUUAAUGCAUCCGUCCAGUUAUACAGACAAUUGUUGUGUAAUUCUUUAUUCUUUAGGAUGAGUUUUGUUUUGCACAAUUAUACAGCAACAUCCCAGAUAAUGCAAACUUAUUAGCAUUCCCCCAACACAGUGGGUUCAUCAGUACCAACUUAGGUCACAUUGGCUCACUGGAAAAAGGAAGUAGUGUGUCAAAUCAGUCAUUAUAGCUUGUCAAAUUAUGCAUUGUUGCAUAAUUGGAAAAAGUUCAAUACAGUACAUGAAAAGUAAUAUCUAAAUGGUGAUUGGGUAAUUUUCUUUAAUAUGCUCCCCCCGAUGAAUUCAUUAAAUUUAAUUUAGUAUACUUUCAUAUUAAGUAUUGCUCGAUUGAUGAUGACAUUUAUAUAAAAAUAAUGAGUGCCUAAGCACUCUUUAAUAAACACAGAGGAAACGUCUCCUGAUACUGACUGCUACCACACAUUAGCUAAAAGCUGUUUUGUAUUCAGGAUAUUACCGUAUGCCAAAGCAUAUCCCAACAUGAAUGUAGCUCGUAAAGUAUAAACGAUUCACUGUGCAGCUUAUUUUGUAGUUUGUAGAUGUCCUAUACUAAGACAUAGUGGGCCAUGGGCUUGGAGUUUGGUUAUUCUUCUUUUUCCUUUCUGUUUCUUUGGGCUGCGUGCUUGUUUGAUUCUAAAGUAUGGUGAAUGUUCACUGUUAGUUUUUUAGGCAACUAGCAGGGCUUGCACAUGUGUAUGUUCUAUGAUAAUCCCCCGUCUGAAGUUGAUAACUGGCCGUUUUACAAUCAGUAGUUAUGAAUAAACAGUACCGCUCAAGAAAGUUUGCAUGGAUUCACAAAAAGCCUUAUUUCUUGAGCUGUAUUGAAUCGUUGAAUAACUUUAUGUACAUUAUUUUCAAUUUUUUAUAGAUACUGAGAAAGGAAAUUCUUCCUGUUUUUUUUGUAGUACUAUUUCAUGUUACAGGUGGUUUCUGUUUAAAGUUUAAGUGUACAGACAUUCAGUUUGGAACAUCCAAUGCUUAGUACUGAGCAGGUUUAGCUUUGUACUUGAUUGUGUGAAAUCAUUAAAUGUUGAUUCAUUUUAUAAAUGUGA